AUGGUGACGGCAAUCGCCCAACAGGCAGCCGAGGCGAAGCCCGCCCUGGCGACCAUCGCCGUCGUCGUCGUCAGUGCACUCCUGGGUGUCUGGCUCGUGCGCUUCAACCGGGAACGGCCGCAUCCCGUCUCGUUGCCUAGACCAGAGCAGGCAACAGCGGGGUGGAAGCCCGAGAGGAUCCUUGAGCCGCCCGGUAUCCGCGAUGCCAAGCGGCCCAGUCUCAUCAUCGCAUACGAUCCGGCCACGGGCGGAUAUCUGGACGAGCUGCCCGCCGAUACCCCCGAGACAAUCGAAGAAAAGCUUAAAAGGGCCGAGAUAGCCCAGGCAGCGUGGAAGAGGUCGUCGUGGUCCAGGCGGCGCAUUGUACUCAAGACGAUCAAGAAGUGGCUCGUUGACGACGUCGAGACCAUCUGCAGGGUUGCAUGUAGGGACACUGGCAAGACGGCCGUUGACGCCGUCCUCGGAGAGCUCCUGACCACCUUCUCCAAGCUCGACUGGCUCAUUGGCAAUCUUGAACCCGUGCUCAGGCCUCAAACGCGGCCGAACAACCUCAUGAUGGUCCACAAGCGCUGCACGGUCCACCACGAGCCUGUCGGCGUCGUCUCAGCCCUCGUCUCGUGGAACUACCCUUGCCACAAUGCGCUGAGCCCGGCUCUGGCAGCCUUGGCCUCGGGUAACGCCAUCGUCGUCAAGGGAUCCGAGAUGGUCGUCUGGUCCACCACCUACUUUAUCCAGGGCGUCCGGGCUUGCCUGGCGGCAUGCGGCGAACCAGAGGACCUUGUCCAGCUCGUCUGCUCCUUUCCCGACGUCGCUCCCGCGCUCACGGCCAACCCGCGCGUCAAGCACCUCACCUUCAUCGGCAGUGAGCCGGUGGCCCGACAUGUCGCAAAGGACGCAGCCACGGCACUGACGCCUUGUUGCCUCGAAUUGGGCGGUAAGGACCCCAUGGUCAUCCUCGCCGAUGCAGACGUCAACUACUUUCUUCAGACUUGGCUCCGAGCUGCAUUCCAUGCCGCUGGUCAGAAUUGCAUUGGAGCAGAACGCUUCAUUGUCGCCUCGUCUAUCCUCCCUCGCCUGAUCGGCCUGCUGGAGCCCCGGGUUCGAGCUCUUCGCUGUGGAAGCUUUCUCGACGACACGUCCUUGGCCGCUGAUGCCAAGAAUCCGACGACCGUUGAUGUCGGCGCUAUGAUCAGCGACAAUCGAUUCGAUCGGCUGGAGGAGCUCGUCCAGGACGCCGUGAACAAGGGCGCCAGGUGCUUGGUCGGUGGCAAGCGAUUCCAGCAUCCUCUCCACCCGCAGGGUCACUACUUCGCACCGACGCUCCUCGUAGAUGUCACCCCUGACAUGACGAUUGCGCAUGAAGAGCUCUUCGCUCCCGUCUUUCUCGUCAUGUCCUUUGAGACGACCGACGAGGCCGUGGCCAUCGCCAACUCCUCUCGCUACGGGCUUGGCUCAUCAGUCUUUGGAAACAGCCAGUCUGAAUGCCGAGCGGUGGCAGACCGGCUUGAAGCCGGCAUGGUCAACAUCAACGACUUUGCUGUGUCAUAUCUCAACCAAGGGCUGCCUUUCGGCGGAGUGAAGGCAAGUGGCUAUGGCCGCUUCGGCGGGCCCGAGGGUCUCCUCUCCCUGACGACGACAAAGGCCGUCACCGAGGACGCCCUCUUCUCCUGGAUACGCACAGGGAUCCCUCCACCCCUGCAUUACCCGCUCAACGACGCGCAAAAGUGCUGGACAUUUGUUCGAGGACUCGUCACCGUCGUCUAUGGCGACAUGUCGCAGAAGCUCACCGGCCUCCAAGCCCUCUUGAAAGCCGCUCUUUGA
Acaromyces ingoldii is the source of this 1821-nucleotide messenger RNA. Its product is annotated as Aldedh-domain-containing protein. NCBI's taxonomy places the organism in Eukaryota, Fungi, Basidiomycota, Exobasidiomycetes, Exobasidiales, Cryptobasidiaceae. The record is from RefSeq and is a predicted model, not a curated record. Gene Ontology annotation, molecular function: aldehyde dehydrogenase (NAD+) activity. The transcript is spliced from 7 exons. The coding region runs from base 1 to 1821 and encodes 606 amino acids.